Scophthalmus maximus (turbot) is the source of this 1435-nucleotide messenger RNA. Its product is annotated as alcohol dehydrogenase class-3. Gene Ontology annotation, cellular component: cytosol. Gene Ontology annotation, molecular function: S-(hydroxymethyl)glutathione dehydrogenase [NAD(P)+] activity; zinc ion binding. Gene Ontology annotation, biological process: formaldehyde catabolic process. NCBI's taxonomy places the organism in Eukaryota, Metazoa, Chordata, Actinopteri, Pleuronectiformes, Scophthalmidae. The record is from RefSeq and is a predicted model, not a curated record. The transcript is spliced from 9 exons. The coding region runs from base 24 to 1244 and encodes 406 amino acids.
CCGGUUUCCGCCGUGGCUGCGUCAUGAUUCCCCUCGCGUGGUCUCUGAUUGGUCCGGACGUCGAGUCCUUUACGGCCUCGCUCCGCCCCUCCCUCGCGCUGAAGGAAAGGAACAUGGAGACAGCUGGGAAAGUGAUCAAGUGCAAGGCAGCUGUUGCCUGGGAACCUGGCAAGCCUCUGUCCAUCGAAGAGGUGGAGGUGGCACCACCCAAGGCCCAUGAAGUUCGCAUCAAGCUCUUUGCCACGGGGGUGUGUCACACCGAUGCCUACACCCUGAGUGGCAGUGACCCCGAGGGUCUUUUCCCUGUCAUCUUGGGCCAUGAGGGCGCCGGGACAGUUGAGAGUGUCGGUGAGGGCGUCAACAAAUUCAAGCCAGGCGAUACCGUCAUCCCGUUGUACGUGCCACAGUGCGGUGAAUGCAAAUUCUGCAAAAACCCCAAGACGAACCUUUGCCAGAAAAUUAGAGUAACCCAGGGCCAGGGCUUGCUCCCCGACAAGACCUCGCGCUUCACUUGCAAGGGGAAGCAAGUGUUUCACUUCAUGGGUACCAGCACCUUCUCCGAGUACACCGUGGUGGCCGACAUCUCCCUGGCCAAGGUGAACGAGGACGCUCCCCUGGAUAAAGUGUGCCUCCUCGGAUGCGGCAUUUCGACGGGUUACGGUGCUGCUCUCAACACCGCUAAGGUUGAGCCUGGUUCCACGUGCGCUGUAUUUGGCCUCGGAGCCGUUGGCUUGGCUGUUAUUAUGGGCUGCAAGGUUGCCGGGGCGACCAGGAUCAUUGGCGUGGACAUCAACCCCGCGAAGUUCGAGAAAGCAAAGGAAUUCGGAGCCACAGAGUUCGUGAACCCCAAGGACCACAGCAAGCCCGUCCAGGAGGUGCUGGUGGAGAUGACCGACGGGGGCGUGGACUACUCCUUUGAGUGCAUUGGCAAUGUGCAAAUCAUGAGAGCUGCUCUGGAGGCCUGCCACAAAGGAUGGGGUGAAAGUGUCAUCAUCGGCGUAGCCGGAGCUGGACAGGAGAUCUCGACCAGACCGUUCCAGUUGGUGACGGGCCGAGUGUGGAAGGGAACAGCCUUCGGAGGCUGGAAGAGUGUGGAGAGUGUUCCCAAACUGGUUGACGAUUACAUGAAUAAGAAGCUGAAGGUGGAUGAGUUUGUAACCCACACGCUGCCCUUCGAGCAGAUCAAUGAGGGAUUUGACCUCAUGCACGCUGGGAAGAGCAUCCGCACAGUGCUGACCUUCUGAAGGGCCAACAGCAUUGACAUCCUUCACAUCCGGCCUUUAAACAGUUUCCUCCCCCGUUUGCAGCACUUAACGUAUUUCUCUGCACUUGCUUGAAAGAACGUAACGUUAAGUAUUAGAUCCUACUUUUCAUUAACAGCAGAAUACCUGUUUGAACCAAAAAACAGUGUUAUUAAAACAUUUUUUGAAAAUUG